Diutina rugosa is the source of this 3666-nucleotide messenger RNA. It is a transcript of the gene SKI2, whose product is annotated as SKI complex RNA helicase subunit. Bases 1 to 3666 code for a protein of 1221 amino acids. NCBI's taxonomy places the organism in Eukaryota, Fungi, Ascomycota, Pichiomycetes, Serinales, Debaryomycetaceae. The record is from RefSeq and is a predicted model, not a curated record. Gene Ontology annotation, cellular component: Ski complex. Gene Ontology annotation, biological process: nuclear-transcribed mRNA catabolic process, 3'-5' exonucleolytic nonsense-mediated decay. Gene Ontology annotation, molecular function: ATP binding; RNA helicase activity; RNA binding. The transcript has a single exon.
AUGACAGUGAACCUCGACCAGCUCCUCCUGCCCAGCCAGGAGUUGUCGUGGGAUUUGCUUGAUCUUAUCCAGGAAGAUCCCGUGAUACCCAAGUCGCAGGUGUGUGAGCAAUUGCUCACCCAGCCCGAAGCCAUCAAUCGCACUACUUUCCGGUUCAAGCGCAAGGGCAUCAACGGCGCCAUCCUGGGCUACCUGGAGGAAAUCAAGAAAGAUGCCGUGGGCCAAGCCAACUCGAUGAACUCGCUUUCGGUGACGAGAAAGUUCUCUCUGAAAAGCGAAUCCCUCCGCGGUAAGACGUCGUUCUUGCCGUUUCAACCCGGGGGGCUCGUGCUGCUGUCAACCCAGCCGCCUCGGGACGACCUGGAGUUUUUGCAUCGUAACGACCAGGGGUUGUUUGACAUUCCCCAAGGGUUCGAACGCGGGUUACGUCUCGCUACCGUCGUCGACACCGACCACUCGACACAAACCUUAGAUCUUGAAGCCGAGGCUGCCAAUGGCAAUAACGACGAUAAAGACGAAGACUACUCCCUUAAGUUCACUGAGACUGACGGUGACGAUGUGGAGGAAGUGAAAGAUUCUUCAUCUUCAGCAUUGGACGUGCCGGCGUCGGAGAUCGAUGGCCUCGUGCCGUUUGACCACGCCGCCAUGCUCAUGGACCAGCUCAUGAUUAAGAAGCCGGUGAAGAAGGAUUGGGCCCACGUGGUUGAUUUAAACCAUAAGAUCGAAAACUUCUCCGAGUUGGUGCCCAACCCGGCGAGAACGUGGCCGUUUGAACUCGAUACCUUCCAAAAGGAAGCCGUAUACCAUUUGGAACAGGGCGACUCGGUGUUUGUUGCCGCCCAUACAUCUGCGGGUAAGACGGUGGUGGCAGAAUACGCCAUCGCCAUGGCUGCUCGCAACAUGACCAAAGCCAUCUACACUUCCCCCAUCAAGGCCCUUUCUAAUCAGAAGUUCCGCGACUUCAAGGAAACGUUCCCCGAUAUGGAUAUUGGUCUCAUCACCGGUGACGUCCAGAUCAACCCGGAGGCCAACUGCUUGAUCAUGACCACCGAGAUCUUGCGGCUGAUGUUGUACCGCGGCGCCGACCUCAUCCGGGACGUCGAGUUCGUCAUCUUUGACGAAGUGCACUACGUCAACGAUAUUGAGCGAGGUGUGGUGUGGGAGGAAGUGAUCAUCAUGCUUCCUGACCACGUCAAAUAUAUUCUUUUGUCGGCUACCGUCCCCAAUACGUUUGAGUUUGCUAACUGGGUCGGUCGUACUAAGCAUAAGGAUAUCUACGUGAUUCUGACGCCCAAGAGACCGGUGCCGUUGGAAAUGUUCAUCUACGCCAAACAAAAGAUGUUUAAGGUGGUCGAUGCCAACCGUAAGUUCGUGGAGAGCGAAUUCACUGCCCAUCGGGAUUUACUCGAUAAGCCUAAGCCUGGUGCAGGUACGCUUGGCCACAGUGGCACCGCGCUUCGGGGCGGCCGUGGUGGCACUGCUCGAGGCGGUAACCGUGGUGGUGGACGUGGUGGUGGUGGUGGUGGUGGCCGUGGCGGUCGUGGUGGAGCACCGAUGAACAACCGGGGCAAUUUUGCCGCCAAAACGUCGCUGGGACGAGGGUUUGCCCGUGAUGGCCCGUCAAAGAAUACUUGGCAACAAUUGGUGCAGUACUUGAAGGGCAAUAACUUACUCCCCGCAGUAAUCUUUGUGUUCUCGAAGAAAAAAUGUGAAGAGUGGGCCGACCUGUUGCUGACGAUUGACUUCUGCAACGCUCGAGAAAAGCUGGAAAUCCACAUGUUCAUCGACCGAGCCGUGCUGAGACUUAAGAAGGAAGACCGUGAACUCCCUCAGAUUUUGAAGGUUAGAGAUAUGCUCAGUCGCGGGGUGGCAGUGCACCACGGGGGGCUUUUGCCCAUUGUCAAAGAGUGUAUUGAAAUUCUCUUUGCCAAGCUGCUUAUCAAAGUGUUGUUUGCCACCGAAACCUUUGCUAUGGGGCUUAAUUUGCCCACUCGUACGGUGGUGUUUUCCCAACUCAGAAAGAACGAUGGCCGCAGUUUCCGUAACUUACUCCCCGGUGAGUUCACGCAAAUGGCGGGUCGUGCCGGGCGGCGUGGGUUGGAUCUGACGGGUACGGUGAUUCUUAUGGCGUACACCGAGCCGUUAGCACAACUGGAUUUCAAGGAAAUCACCCUUGGUCUCCCGACGAAAUUGCUGUCUCAGUUCCGCCUUACCUAUAACAUGAUUUUAAACUUGCUCCGUAUCGAAGCGUUGCGGGUGGAAGAGAUGAUCAAACACUCGUUCCUGGAAAACCUGACCCAGGUGCUUUUACCGGAAAACAAAACGAAGUUGGAGAAACUUCAAAAGCUGUUGUUGGAAGUUAAAGUCACCCCCUGCGACGAGUGUCAACUUGUGGGCACCGAGGAAACGUUUGAACUCAUGCAACAAUACCAGAAAGUAUACUCUGAGAUCUGCUCGAUCAUUGGGAAACUGCCCGUGGUUAGGUCUCAAUUGCUUAAUCCUGGGAGAAUGGUGAUAUUCCGCCACGAGGGCCAAGGUAUACGGGUGGGGUUUGUCGUACGCCUGCUUAUGGCCAAUUCCGAUAUACUUGUGCUUACGUUCAAUCAUGGCAAGUUUGCUGCCAAUGCUGAUAAGUACCAGUUACCCUAUGUGCCGGUGCGUGAUUAUCUCAAACGCCACAUGAGCAAGCCAACGUUUAAGAAUGGCCUCAACGUGGUGGCCACCCCUGUGGAGUCGAUCCAAUUGAUCAGUCGGUACACGCUCAGGGCGUCAAUCAACGCGAUUAUCAAAAAUGAUCCGGCGGCGGUGGCGCAAGCCGGUGAAGAGAUUACAAAAGUGCUUGUAUAUUUCCCCAAAUUGCAGGAGCUCACGUUGGCUCGCGCCACUCAGUUAUCGCUCCAUGAUCUCUUGGUGAAGAAAGCCCCCUUGAUCGAAGCGAUCGCAGCGCAACCCGCCCUCCACUGUUCUCAAUUCAAAGAACACUACCGCGAGUUACGGGAAAAGCAACAAUUGUUGGGUCAAAUUGAGGACAUCCAGAAAAUGAUCUCGGACGAAAACCUUGAACUUUUGCCUGACUACGAGCAAAGACUUGAGGUGUUGCAAGAAUUAGGCUUUAUCAACGAACACCACAACGUGGUGCUUAAAGGGCGGGUGGCGUGUGAAGUGAACCUGGGGUGGGAGUUGGUGAUCACCGAGCUCAUCUUGGACAACUUCCUCGGCGACUUCGAGCCCGAGGAGAUCGUGGCGUUGCUUUCUUGCUUUGUUUACGAAGGCCGCACCAACGAAGAGGAACCCCCCUGUAUGACCCCUCGACUCGAAAAGGGCAAGAAACGCAUCCUUGAGAUUACCGGUAAGCUCAUCAAGGUGUUCAGUGACCAUCAAGUAGUCUUAACUACCGACGAGGAGGAGUUCUUGGACCGCAAACGGUUCGCGUUGGUCAAUGUCGUCUACGAAUGGGCGCGGGGGCUUUCGUUCAACGAAAUCAUGCAGAUGCUGGUGGAAGCGGAAGGGACGAUUGUCCGGGUGAUCACUCGUCUCGACGAAGUGUGCCGUGAGGUGAAGAACGCGGCGUUGAUCGUGGGUGAUCUGCAGCUCCACUCGAAGAUGAGCGAGGCCCAGGAGAGAAUCAAGCGCGACAUUGUGUUCUGUGCCUCGUUAUAUUUGUGA